AUGGCGCGACAGGACGCCGUGAGAUGCGUGCGUAUUUUCCUCUACGCGCUCAAUGUGCUUUUCUGGCUUUUGUCAGCGUGCAUUCUGGGAGUGGCGGCGUGGAUUCGAGAUUCCCUGAACGCCGUCCUGACCCUGACUGCUCACACCAGGCUGGAGGAAGCCGCAGUGCUGACGUUCGCUCCCGUGGUCCACCCCGUCCUGGUGGUGGUGUGCUGCUUUCUGCUGAUGGUGGCCAUGCUGGGCAUUUGCGGCACGCUACGCUGUGACCUCGUGAUGCUGUCCUGGUACUUUGGAAGUCUGCUGGUCAUCUUGUGUGUGGAGUUGGCCAGCGCCCUCUGGACCUAUGAACAGCCCCCAUUGCAGCGCUCUGACAUUAUCAGUCUCAAGUUUCGUAUGUCAAACUUUGGCCUUCGCCAGCAUCAGUGGCUCACACACACCUGGAACACCUUUCAGACAGAGUUUGAAUGCUGCGGGGUGAUCUACUUCACGGAUUGGCUGGAGAUGACGGAGAGGGAGUGGCCUCCCGACUCUUGCUGCUCCAAUCAGUAUCCCGGAUGCGCCCGGCGAGCCCACCAACACGACCUGAGCGAUCUCCAUCAAGAGGGCUGCGGUCCCAAGUUGCUGUCGUUCAUCCGCUCUAGCGCGCCGCUGCAGCUACUGCGUUUUCUGGGCGUGGCCUUGGGCGUGGCGCAGAUCCUAGCCAUGGCUCUGACGCUCACGCUGCUCUGGACGCUUUACUACGGACGCCGGAGACUUAAGGAGCGACGGGGCUCGCCGGCGCCGCCUCAGGGAGGCGUGGUCACGCCCGCCGCCGAGCACCGUGUACAGGUAGAGCCCGGGUCCUAG
Molecule: messenger RNA, 846 nt
Organism: Nerophis lumbriciformis (worm pipefish)
Lineage: Eukaryota; Metazoa; Chordata; Actinopteri; Syngnathiformes; Syngnathidae
Source: RefSeq, a predicted model, not a curated record